UAUUUGGGGGGAAAAAAAAAUCCCCGGCUGGGCCACGGCCCUUUUUAACCAAAUCCUGCUUGUCAAAUGUCAAGCUCGAAAGAAAGGGAGAGAUUGGUUUCUAGGGUUUACGGGGUUUUGAUUUUCCUAUCGAUCCGACAAUUGUCAGCUUUGUUUGCAUAAAGCUUGGCUGUGAGUUUUUCCUCGCAAGAUGACUGGAAUCUUGGGAUUCAGGAACCUUUCACCGAAGACUAAGAAUUUGGUAGUUGCUGGUGGCUUGUCAGCAUUUGUCUUGGGGGUAUAUUUUUACACUAUGAGAGCUGUUGGUGGUACAGAUGAGCUUCAGGUUGCUAUAGAUAAGUUUGAAGGACAGAAAAGCAAGCAGGAUGCUUGAGGCAAGCAGGCUACUGAAGGCUUGAUCUUAUGAUCUUUGGUGUAAUAAUGUAAUCACAGACCGAGGAUAAUCUUUUUGAAAAGCUGUAUUUUGUUUCUUGGCAAGAUUGCAUUUUACUUUGAUCUGUAUGGAAAAUUGAAAAUGAAAAGAAGCUAGCUAGUUCUCAAGUUUUGUCCACCAGCUUUACGAUUGUGAAUAAAUAAGCACUGAAUGACCUCGGCGGAUAUCCACACAGACGGUUUGUCUGUUGGAUUAGUAAUUUAUCUCUGUUAUGACUUUA
Hevea brasiliensis (rubber tree) is the source of this 653-nucleotide messenger RNA. RefSeq lists its product as uncharacterized. Lineage: Eukaryota; Viridiplantae; Streptophyta; Magnoliopsida; Malpighiales; Euphorbiaceae. The transcript is spliced from 2 exons. The record is from RefSeq and is a predicted model, not a curated record. The coding region runs from base 191 to 373 and encodes 60 amino acids.